This is a messenger RNA of Aspergillus ruber CBS 135680, 1754 nucleotides long. RefSeq names its product M14 family metallopeptidase. The coding region runs from base 56 to 1687 and encodes 543 amino acids. The record is from RefSeq and is a predicted model, not a curated record. Gene Ontology annotation, molecular function: zinc ion binding; metallocarboxypeptidase activity. Gene Ontology annotation, biological process: proteolysis. Lineage: Eukaryota; Fungi; Ascomycota; Eurotiomycetes; Eurotiales; Aspergillaceae. The transcript has 2 exons.
CACACACUACUUUCUCCAAACAUGACAAAUUUCACCACUCGUUGAUUCACUAAAAAUGCAUCUCUAUCUCCUUUUUCUUCUAUUCCUCUUCACCAGCCUCGUCUCUGCGAUUCCCGCCAGUUCUAGCAUCACCCCGCCACCUCCAGCCGAACCCGUCCAGCUUCUCUCGCAAUCCCCCGAUCCGUCGCGACCCUGGACCAGACUACGAGACUGGGCCAUCGAGACUAUCUGGAAUAUCCCAAGAUCUCCAUCGCAGCGACCAUUGAAAGAUACUGGUCGAAAUCGCUCACCUCCAUCUCGAGUAUUGACGCGGUACGGCAGCGACGUCGUUCUCCGGUUUCGGGUACAACAUGGCUAUGAGGCAGAGGCUCUGGCGCAGGCCAGCGAUAUUAUGUUCUUAGAUGUGUGGGCUUCAACGCCAGAAUUUGUGGAUAUUCGAAUGGCGCAAGAAGUGAUUCCCUCGUUAUUAGGCCUCCUGCCCGAUUCCCUGCGAACCGCUUACACUCCCCUCAUCGAUAAUCUCGCGGAAUUAAUAUAUGCCUCCUACCCAACGAAACAAUCGAUUGGCCUCGAAGGUCAAUCCGGAUUUGUGUCUUUCCGCCCACCAGCGCAGGUCGCAGACCUCUUCUUCCAUGACUACCAGCCAUUCUCCGUCUUGACGCAGUGGAUGCGCCUGAUGGCCUCCAUGUUCGCGUCGCACACCCGCAUAAUCAGCAUUGGUAUUUCCCAUGAAGGACGUGAAAUUCCAGCUCUCCGUAUCGGCGGAAAAAGCGACGCGUCGCCCGACUCGCCACGCAAAACGGUCCUAAUUACGGGAGGUUCCCACGCUCGAGAAUGGCUCAGCACCUCGACGGUGACCUACAUUGCGUACCAAUUAAUGGCCCAAUAUGGGAACUCGAAGGAUAUUGAUCGCCUGGUAAAUGCAUAUGACUGGGUACUGGUACCUACUAUCAAUCCGGACGGCUAUGUCUAUACAUGGGAGUCUGAUCGUCUAUGGCGAAAAAACCGUCAACCAACGAGCCUCCACUUCUGCCCGGGGAUUGACCUUGACCGCGCUUGGGAUUUCGGAUGGGACGGCGAGUCGACGAGAUCGAACCCCUGCGCCGAGACGUACGCCGGAAACGAACCAUUCGAAGGCACAGAAGCGCAGCAACUCGCGCAGUGGGCACUCAACGAAACUCAGGAGCACAACACCAAUUUUGUCGGCUUCAUCGACCUACAUUCCUACUCCCAGCAGAUCCUCUACCCAUUCUCCUACACCUGUUCGUCCAUCCCGCCUACUCUGGAAUCCCUCCAAGAACUAGCUAUGGGUAUGGCCAAGGUAAUCCGCCGGACAACGCACGAAAUCUACGAUGUCACCUCGGCGUGCGAAGGGACAGUUACCGCCGGCGCCUUUGGUCCUGGCACCGAUGAAUUGAAGCGGUUCUUCCCGCGUGGAGGAAGCACAGGUGGAAGUGCAUUGGACUGGUUUUAUCAUCAACUGCACGCGGCGCAUUCGUUUCAGAUUAAGCUACGGGAUCGUGGGAGCUAUGGGUUCCUUGUCCCGGCGGAGUAUAUUGUGCCAACGGGAAAGGAGAUAUUCAAUGCAGUAGUGAUGUACGGCCGGUUCCUUUUGGGUGACACCAUCCAAAUGGACGGCGCAGAGGACGAAGACCACGUACCGGAAUUCUCAAUGAGCACUUAUUGAUAUCUUACUCUAUAGUCACGACUUACGAAUACACAUAAUAAUGUCAUAAUUCAUUCCAUAUUCCAUG